Saprolegnia parasitica CBS 223.65 is the source of this 902-nucleotide messenger RNA. RefSeq lists its product as hypothetical. The transcript has a single exon. Lineage: Eukaryota; Oomycota; Saprolegniomycetes; Saprolegniales; Saprolegniaceae. The record is from RefSeq and is a predicted model, not a curated record. Gene Ontology annotation, biological process: mitochondrial electron transport, NADH to ubiquinone. Gene Ontology annotation, molecular function: NADH dehydrogenase activity. The coding region runs from base 57 to 833 and encodes 258 amino acids.
AGGUUUGUGUUUGCGGUGGCGACGGGUGGCAUUGUCCUCUUGACUGGUCGGGAAAAAUGUUGUCGCGCCUCGUAGCUUCUGUCGCGCGCCGGGCGCCGACGGCCCGCGCGAUGAGCGGCGGCGCCAUCUCGCAGCACCGGGACACGCCCGACAACACGAAGGAGACGCCGUUCGACUUUAGCGAGGAGAACUACGUCAAGGUCCACGCGAUCCUGUCGCGGUACCCGGAGAACUACAAGGCGUCGGCGAUCAUCCCGCUGCUCGACCUCGCCCAGCGCCAGCACGGCGGGUGGCUCCCGCUCGCGGCCAUGAACAAGGUCGCGCGCAUCACGGAGGUCAAGCCCAUCCAGGUGUACGAGGUCGCGACGUUCUACACCAUGUUCAACCGCGAGAAGGUCGGCAAGUACUUUAUCCAGCUCUGCGGCACGACGCCGUGCAUGAUUUGCGGCUCGGAAGAGAUCAAGAAGACGAUCGAGUCGCACCUCGGCAUCAAGGAGGGCGAGACGACGGCCGACGAGCUCUUUACGCUCCGCGAAGUCGAGUGCCUCGGCGCGUGCGCCAACGCGCCCAUGGUGCAGAUCAACGACGACUUUUACGAAAACUUGACGCCGCAGACGACGCGCGAGCUCCUCGACGCGUGUAAGGCGGGCAAGGCGCCGGCCAUGAACAAGUGGGGCUCGCUCCCGAUGAACGGCCAGCUCUCGUGCGAAGGCCCGCAGGGCAAGACGACGCUCAAGUGGGAGCACCCGCCGGCCGGCUUCAAGAUGCGCCCCGACUCGGACCUCGUGCCCAAGGUCGACCCCAAGACGAUCAAGGAAGAAAUGUUGUACUAAGCGUCGUCGACGAGAUAGAACCGCGCGUCCCAAAUAUAUAAAUCGGAGCCAACGACCAUGCAUUGUUGU